Molecule: messenger RNA, 685 nt
Organism: Westerdykella ornata
Lineage: Eukaryota; Fungi; Ascomycota; Dothideomycetes; Pleosporales; Sporormiaceae
Exons: 6
Coding region: 1-579 (192 amino acids)
Biological process (GO): ubiquitin-dependent protein catabolic process; protein polyubiquitination
Cellular component (GO): nucleus
Molecular function (GO): ubiquitin conjugating enzyme activity
Source: RefSeq, a predicted model, not a curated record
AUGAGUAGCCCAAAGAGGAGGAUCGAGACGGAUGUAAGUGGUGGUUGUCCUGGGCUGAUAAGCGAUUAUGAGGUCACUCUUGUGAACGACAAUAGUACGCAAGAGUUCUACGUGCGGUUCCAGGGACCGGAAGAAACACCCUUCGCAGGCGGAUACUGGAAAAUCCACGUCGAGCUCCCCGAUCAAUACCCGUAUAAGAGCCCCAGCAUCGGGUUUCUGAACAAGAUCUUCCAUCCGAACAUCGACGAGAUGUCCGGCUCCGUCUGCCUCGACGUCAUCAACCAGACCUGGUCCCCCAUGUACCAACUCAUCAACAUCUUCGAAGUUUUCCUGCCGCAGCUGCUGCGGUACCCGAAUCCCGCCGAUCCGCUGAAUGGGGAGGCGGCUGCGUUGUUGAUGCGCGAUGCGAAGGGGUAUGAGGCUAGGGUGAAAGAAUACGUGCAAAAGUACGCCGCGACCAAGGACGCUGCCGACGAGACGGGCAAGGAUGAGGGCGCCGAGGACGAGAUGAGCAGUGUGGGGAGCUAUGACUCGGAUGGCGAGGACGAGGAGGCGGCGGGGAAUAUGGAGGAUAUUUGAGGGUGCGGUGGGGAAAUGGGAUGGGAUGAGAUGGAUUGAUGAGGCGUCGUCUUUUGGAUCAGAACGGUGGGUCUUGGGGGUUUGGUUAGUCUAGGUUUCAUCAAUG